This is a messenger RNA of Rotaria socialis, 663 nucleotides long. Lineage: Eukaryota; Metazoa; Rotifera; Eurotatoria; Philodinida; Philodinidae. The record is from the annotation of a GenBank genome assembly.
AUGACACCAAUGCUAGUCGGCAGUGCUUCUUCGGUUUCAUUACGGUCUAUAAAAUUAUUUACUUUUGGUUGUACAUUAGCCUUUGUUCUUAUGAUAUUUCAAUAUGAACAUAAAUUACGAUUAUUUAAUUCUCCACGUCUUAUGCUUACUUUACCGAGUUUGACCCUCAUAUCAAUAUGUGGCGUGGGUUCUGCAUUAGUCGGUGUUAUCUAUCCCAUGAUUGUUACUACAAUCGAUCGAGCAACUGUUCUCGAACAGAAUACUAAUAAUAUAAUACGGAAAUCUCAAGUUUGUAAAUCAGUUGUAAUAUUUCUUGGCAUUAAUCAUUUAUGUGUUAAAAUUCAAUUUCAAAGUGAUCUUCAUUUUACAUUGACAUUAGUAUUUUUUUGUGUGGCAUUUUGGUGGUGGUUCGAUCGAAGCUCAAUAAAUUUUAUAUUCUCAAUUAUUGUGUCAUUUCUAUUAACAAUAACGACAGAAAUUUUACUGCGCUCUGGUGCACUUCAAUACACAUAUUCGGAUUUUUACUUGAAAACUUGUGUGCCUUGUCUGACAUUUGCUGGCGCUAUUCUCAUUAUUCAAUUAACAAAAUUAUUAUCACAGCCUGUUCAGCUAUCGUCGACAAUGGAUAUCUCAAACGAACAAGAACAUUUUAAAAAUGAUUAA